Cynoglossus semilaevis (tongue sole) is the source of this 2714-nucleotide messenger RNA. Its product is annotated as spondin-1-like. Gene Ontology annotation, biological process: cell adhesion. The coding region runs from base 561 to 2714 and encodes 717 amino acids. Lineage: Eukaryota; Metazoa; Chordata; Actinopteri; Pleuronectiformes; Cynoglossidae. Gene Ontology annotation, cellular component: extracellular matrix. The record is from RefSeq and is a predicted model, not a curated record. The transcript has 16 exons.
CAGUAAACCUGGUCUGUCCGACUGGUUCGGUUCGGUUCGGUUCGGCUCCGUGAUAAUUCUUCAGUAAAUGAAUGGAAGUCAAAACAACAACAACAACUGCACAGAGCGCUGUACGCGCGCUCGUACGCGUGCACGGCGGAGGGCUGGCUCUGUGAGCUGUUAAAGUGCGGAGCUCCGUUCUGGACCUUCCCCUCGCCUCCAGUCACACAGACGCGUCACCAGCAGCCUGCUGUGAUUCGGUUCGGAUGUUUGGACUCCGCUGCUUCAGGCUCCGAGUCUCUCUGAGCAGGAACUGAUCUGGAACCAGCACCAGCACCAGCAGCAGUACCAGCACCAGCAGCAGUAGUACUAUUAGCGGUAGUUCUCCAGCUCCGCUCCCCCGCUGUGUGUGCGCCCCCGACGCGCUCCUUCUGCUCCGGGAUGGACUCGUCUCCGGCUCCUCGUCUUCACCUCCGGCGCUGACUGUGACGCUGGUCGGAGUUCGUGUGGAAGAUUCGGAUCUGUUCUCGGCUUUAUCUCCUCCUUUUUCACCUCUUUCUUCCCUGAGCUGCACCUCCACCAUGGGGAGGUCUGUGCGUCUGCAGCUCCUGCUCUGCUCCCUCCUCACCGGCUUCAUGUGCCACGGCGUCGCCUUCCUGGAGGAGCCCUCCGCCGGCGGCCGGUCGGACGGCUACUGCGGGCGGAUCCUGCGGGCGCAGACCCAGGGGACGCGCAGGGACGGGCACCACGAGUUCAGGCUGAGGGUGGAGGGAGACCCGGAGAACUACCAGCCCGGCAGCACCUACAGAGUGGUCCUGCUGGCAACCAGCCCUGCUUACUUUAGAGGUUUCACCCUCAUCGCUCUGAGGGAGGGCAGGGAGGGCACCAGGGACGAGGACUACGCCGGACAGUUCCAGAUCAUCGACGAGGACGACACUCAGUUCAUGACCAACUGUCCUCCUGCAGUGACGGAGAGCACGCCUCGCAGACGCACCAGGAUCCAGGUGUUCUGGACAGCGCCACCUGCUGGGACCGGCUGUGUGAUUCUGAAGGCCAGUAUCGUCCAGAAGAGAGUCAUCUAUUUCCAGGAAGAAGGUUCUCUCACCGUCCGACUCUGUGAGAAAGAGCCGGCGUUGGACGGAGCCACAGAAACUCCGGCCUUGGAAUGCUGCGCCUGCGGAACGGCCAAGUACCGACUCACCUUCUACGGCAACUGGUCGGAGAAAGUUCAUCCAAAAGACUAUCCACGUCGCGCAAACCACUGGUCAGCUCUGAUUGGUGCGUCCCACUCCAGGAGUUACGUGCUGUGGGAGUACGGUGGCUACGCUAGCGAAGGAGUCCGACAGGUGGCAGAGUUCGGUUCGCCCAUCAAGAUGGAGGAAGAGAUUCGACAAAAGGGUGAUGAGGUUCUGACGGUCAUUAAGACCAAGGCUCAGUGGCCGGCGUGGCAGCCCCUCAACCUACGCGCCGCUCCGUCGGCUGAGUUCUCCGUGGACCGCAGCCGUCACCUCAUGUCCUUCCUCACCAUGCUGGGGCCCAGUCCGGACUGGAACGUGGGUCUGUCCGGAGAGGACCUGUGCACCAAGGAGUGUGGCUGGGUGCAGAGGCUGGUGACCGACCUGAUUCCCUGGGACGCCGGAACCGACAGCGGAGUCACGUACGAGUCACCCAACAAACCCGCCAUCCCUCAGGAGAAGAUCCGACCCCUGACCAGUUUGGACCAUCCCCAGAGUCCAUUCUAUGACCCAGAGGGCGGAGCCAUCAACCCGGUGGCGAGGCUGGUGGUAGAGCGCAUCGCCAGGAAGGGUGAACAGUGUAACGUGGUCCCAGACACCAUCGACGACAUCGUGGCUGAUAUCGGACAGGAGGAGAAGGACGAAGACGACACGCCGGAGACCUGUAUCUACUCCUCCUGGUCUCCGUGGUCGGCCUGCAGCAGCGCCACCUGUGACAAAGGUCGCAGGAUGAGGCAGAGGAUGUUGAAGGCCCAGCUGGACCUCAGCGUACCCUGUCCACACACUCAGGACUUCCAGCCCUGCAUGGGACCAGGGUGCAGCAUGGAGGGUAAAACACACACACACACACACACACACACACACACACAUCUGCAGAACGAGGAGACGGAGAAGUGUGUGGUCAACGACGAGUGCUCGCCCAGCAGCUGUGUGGUGACAGAGUGGAGGGAGUGGGACCCCUGCAGCGCCACCUGUGGGCAGGGCAUGCGACGACGUGAGCGCAUGGUGAAGAUGCCCCCCAUCGACGGAUCCAUGUGUAAAGUGGAGGUGGCCGAGGUGGACAAGUGCAUGAUGCCCGAGUGUCACACCAUACGCUGCAUGUUCUCGCCCUGGUCGGACUGGAGCGACUGCAGCGUGACCUGCGGCCGCGGGCUGAGGACGCGUCAGAGGAUGCUGAAGUCCGAGCCGUCAGCAGAGUGCGCCGAAGAGCUGGAGCAGACGGAGAAGUGCAUGCUGCCCGAGUGUCCCGUGGACUGCAUGCUGUCCGAGUGGUCCGAGUGGUCCGAGUGCAACAAGUCCUGCGGUAAAGGUCACACCAUCAGAACCCGCAUGGUCAAACUGGAGCCGCAGUUCGGCGGCGUCCAGUGUCCAGAGACCAUCCAGAGGAAGAAGUGCAAGAUCAGGAAGUGCCGAACCAAACAGAAGGAGGAGAGGGGAGGAGGAGGAGGAGGAGGAGGAGGAGGAGGAGGAGGAGGAGGAGGGGGGAGGAGCUGUUUGUAG